Messenger RNA from Xyrichtys novacula (pearly razorfish), 4450 nucleotides. The record is from the annotation of a GenBank genome assembly. Lineage: Eukaryota; Metazoa; Chordata; Actinopteri; Labriformes; Labridae.
UGAGCAUCACUGACAGAAAAGAGGAGGCUGCAUCAUCACUGACUUCUCUGAUCACGUUAGAGUAUGCUGACACUAAUGCGUCGGAUUUUAUGUUUUAUAUCGCUCUUAAAACAGCAGAAUGGGUCAUUUAAGUUUCUAAAUUUACUUUCGAUAAAACGUGCAACUAUGAUCUUUGGUGAAGACUUUGAAGAUUAAAUUACUCACGGGGACGAUGGGGAUUUUUGCAUCCACCUUUGUGCACCCACACAGUGGAAGUUAGCUCCGAAGAGAGACGAGGCAAUACCUGAUGAAGUUGGUUGUAUAAAGUGACAGAAACUCUGCAAAAUCAUGCAGAAUAACAGCGGUACCCCCGGAGCUCUGACCGCGCUGAGUGUGUGCGGAGGAGAGGACGAAGAGCGAGACAUUCUCAAACUUGUCAGUCCUUCAGACGCUGCAUCCAACCUCGCGGCUUUUAACCUGUCCCUCAGCUGCUGGCUGCACAUCCUCUCCAAAGAAUCCACAAUGGACCUGCACGGGGACAGCGCAAACCUGGCAGUAAGUCCCUACUGUAUACAAUGAUAAGUUUCAGUCAAACGGGGGUUUUGACUGAAACUUAUUUUUCCGAUCCAAUCCGAUACCGAUACUUGGGCUGAGCGUAUCGGCCGAUAUCUGAUACCAAUCCAAACUACUGUUGAAUAAAUGAACUGUAUACUUUGCCCUGUGAGUGAAGGCAUCAGGCUUGACAUUAGCCUUGUUUAGAGGCAACAAAUUAACACAGAUAUAAAUUUACUUAAUACUAUUUAUUAAUAAAUAACAAAUUGCACAUUAGCACACAGCAAAAAGAAGUAAGGCUUCCAAGUAUUAAAAGAAAAAAAUAAUUAAAAGAAAAAAGACUGGAUCGGAACGCUGAAUCGGUGUCAUCCAUCCGAUAUCCGAUCCAGUUAAUUUGUCAAUAUUGGAGCCGAUAUCCGAUCUAAAUAUCGGAUCAGUGCAUCCCUAGUAGAUUAGUUAUCUAGCUGAAGUGGAGCGGCGGUAUAUGCUCAGUUUACAAAAAUUAGGUAAGUUUCAAGACUGGCAAAACUCAAAGAACAAAUAAUGGCAACUUUUCAAAUAAGAUCGUGAUCCAUUAGUUGUAACCCACCCAGAGCCGGCCCAAGCCUCAAUGGGGCCCUAAGCAAAAUUUGAUUCUCGGGCCCUCUAUUUCUGCCAAUAAUAUUGAUUGUUGAUCAUUCACACACCUUCACAAAUCUCUUUGAUUAACAUUCCAUGACAUGCAAACAUAUCUUUAUCUUGGCGUUUUUUUCUCUUCUUCCUCUUUCUUCCUCUUUCUUUCCUCUGCUUCUGAAGGAUAUGUCCUUUUUUGCGACAUUGUGUUGCCCCACAACUACCUGCACUUUGGAUGCUCAGUGCACAUUGCACAGCAGAAGGCACAUAACAGUAGCAGAGUUUUGACAUAUCGGUAGUGAGAAUCAUAGGCCUACAUCAGCAGCCGCACUAAAAUGUUUUAACUUUUUUUUUUUUUUUUACAGUAAUAUAGAUUUGAUCAUAAAGAAAGCAUCACUCUUGCAAAAAAUGAAAAAAUAUUUAUUUAUUUAUUUAUUUUUGAUUGCUCUUGGGGGCCCCCUAUUGGCUGCAGGGCCCUAAGCAGGAGCUCAGUUCGCUUGUGCCUUGGGUCGGCUCUGAACCCAGCAAGUAUUAGCCAAGAUACCAUCUUGUGCUGGUUUAAAUGUUGGCAGUGUUGUAUGGCGAACUAAGUUUUCACUGUAUGUUACCUGACAGGUCAGAGUCCUCAUUGCCCUGGUCUACCUGGUUGUCUGUGUCCUGGGACUUGUGGGUAACCUUCUGGCCCUCUUCCUGCUCCAUUCCCGCCGUGGGGGUCACCACCACCAUUCCUCCAUUGAUCGCUUCGUCAUGAGCCUGGCACUGACUGACCUCCAGUUUGUCCUCACCCUGCCUUUCUGGGCUGUGGACACGGUGCUGGACUUCCGCUGGCCCUUCGGCAGAGUUAUGUGCAAAAUCGUGAGCUCGGUCACCACCAUGAACAUGUAUGCCAGUGUCUUCUUCCUCACUGCCAUGAGUGUGACCCGGUACCACUCCCUGGUGACAUCGCUGAAGAUGGACAACCCGAGAAUUGCCAACGCUCGUGCCAAAUGGGCCAGUUUGGCCAUAUGGAUGGUGUCACUGGUGGCUACACUGCCUCAUGCGAUCUACUCAACCACAGUCCAGGUCGGUUGAUUUGAGACUGUUUUUCUAAAGCCACAUUUUUUGUUUUAGGUUUGAACCCUUUAAAGUAACUGUGUGUCUGUGUGUUCACAGGUGUCUUCAGACGAUGAGCUGUGCUUAGUGAGGUUCUCGGACUCUGAUUCAGACCACUGGGACCCUCAGGUCCUGCUUGGACUCUAUCAAACACAAAAAGUGCUCCUGGGAUUUGUAGUUCCUUUGAUCAUCAUCACAGUUUGCUACCUCCUCCUCCUGAGGUUCAUCCUGAGCCGACGGGUCGUCUGUAGCACCAUCAAUGGGAGCGUCACAGAAAGAUCAGAGUGCGAGAGAGGGCGCCACCGUCGACGCUCUAAAGUCACCCGCUCUGUAACCAUUGUUGUCCUCUCCUUUUUCAUAUGCUGGCUACCUAACCAGGCGCUCACCCUGUGGGGAGUGCUCAUCAAAUUUGACUUGGCGCCUUUCAAUAAAGCGUUCUACAACGCCCAGGCCUAUGCUUUCCCUCUGUCCGUGUGUUUGGCUCACGCUAACAGCUGUCUCAACCCAGUGCUGUACUGUCUGAUCCGAAGAGAGCACAGAGCCGGACUGAAGGAGCUCUUGCUAAGGGUGUCUUGCUCAGUCCGGAAUGUCAUUACUUUGGCUCUGAGAGGAAGGAAGGUAGAGGAAGCGCCACCCAGUAUACUUGUAGUUCACGAAGACGUCAAUAUGUGAUCCUCCAAGAAAGAAUAGUUUGACCAUGAGUCGUUUACUCUCUUGCUUGAAGAUGAAACUUACAGGACCCUGAUGUUUGUACACUACAUAUGAAACUGUGGCCGUCAGCAGGUUAGCAUAGCUUAGCCCAUUGACUAAAAAUGGAGGGUCAUUUUCAGUCCAUAGGCCGCUAUUAUAAUGCGGUUUCACAGUUUUGAGCCUGAACACGUCAGCAUCAGUGUAAGUGAACAAAAGUGCUUAAGUGUACACUUUUAUCUGCUGACAGAAAGCCACUUUGACAGUUUUGCAAAUUCAACAAAUCUGUGCUCAUCCAUCUCUCUAGAAAGAAGUGAAAUUAUCUGAAAUUUAUAGCUUUACUCGAACUGCUAUAUAGCCUAGAUUCCAUGCAGAUAUUCCAGCUGGUCCCUGCAUAAAGGAGCUGACCAGCUUACUUUAGACAAACACAUCAUACAACUUGAUUUAAGUAUUAAAAAAGACCAGAUCUCUAAAUUGCCAGUGUUUUUUAUGACAAUGAAUUUAUAAAACUUUUAUUGUCAAGUGUUCAUAUAGCAGCUAACAAAUAAUGACAAUAUCGUCAUUUAUUCACCUCACCUGGAUGAAAAAAGUCUUGACAGUGGAAACAUUUACAGAUAAAAGAAAAAAUUACAAGUAUUCAAAACAGAUUAUAACUCCAUUUCUGUGUUAAGAAACUGCAUAUAGUUUAUAUUUCUGUCAAACUCUAAUCUUAUGAUAAAAAAUUUACUCUACUGAGAUGAGGAACAAAGUUCUACAUUUCUCAGGCUUUUAGGGCAAAUCUUUAAAAACAUUUAAUAUUUUUUCUAAUCUAAAAUUUUAGAAAACACUGAAGUCAUUUUAUGGUUGAUAACUAUCUUAAAUUUCCCUUGUCAAAAAGUUUUGAAAAACCUUGUCGAUUCAGUCACAUUUUACCUGAAUCGAAGAGUGCAAUCAUUUUUUCCCACUUAAAUAUUCUUAAACUGAGCACCUAAAUAGGCCUAAAGAAAAUAUCAGCUCUGAACUCUCCAGCUGAAGACUGUUGGCUUCUUUGAAAAUAAAAUGGAGAAUACUGUUCAUGGCAAAUCUGUUAUUUCAUAUUGUUGAGCACUUCUCUCAAUUGAGGUUCACUGUCAACAGAGUUUUUAUCAGAAAAAAAAAGAAAUUGAGUAGAUUUACAGCAUCUGCUCUGCAAAUAUUGAAUUAAGCUCCUUGGUAAAUGGAGGAACUUAAUUAUUCUACAUGAACAGCUUCUUACCCAUCCUGUCCUGUGGUAUUUUGAUGUUGAAUUGUUCAACUUAAGUGAUCGUUAUUCUUUCAAUCUCAAACAUCCACACAGGGGCAAACACUGAAGACUGAAGGACUGUUCAACUUGUGUGUGAAAUCAUUGUGGACUUGGAGGCCUCCCACAUUUCACCCAUCAUUUAUUGAUUAACAAUGUGGCAGCAAUGAAACUGUUGGCCAUUUUCAUGUCCCUGCUGUAUGCUGUGAAAUGUUUUGUGAAUGCACAUAUGUAAUGUGACAUAAAAUAAAAGCAAGAGGACAAAAAGGA